GUCCCAUGAAUGCAUAAAUAGCUCGCAAGGUGCAAACGGAACUUGACAACAGGGUUAAGCUCACGCUGCUGUAUCCCAGAAUCCUCACCUGACCCAGAACAUUUGAUUUGCAUUUCGAAAUGGCUCACCAACCCAAAAUUGAUUUACUUCAGGCAGAGGUCGGCGAAGAAGACCAAAGCUUUUUUCGUCUCUUGGUCGACGGUCAUGCUAUCAAAUAUAUCACCAUUGAACCUGGUACUUUAUUUACAGCACUGAAGAUAUGUGCUUCGGUCCCUCAUUGGUCUCUCUCUUACCUGAACUACCUCCCGGAGAUUGGAAUGAUGCCUUGAUUACGAAAGGCGCCGACCAUCGACCACAUGUCACAGUCAAGCAGACUCAAUUGCCUGAGGUUCAGAAUACCUGGCAUGACACGUAUGUCGAUUACUUGAAGCUAUCAAUCCGACGAAAAAUACGAACAGGGAUAUAUGAAGUCGAAUGUUCAUCAUUCGACAGGGCUGUCGUCGCCAAAUUCGCCCGUUUUCCCUGGGAAAUCCGAUACAUUCAGAAUGAAACAACAGCAUAUCAAUGGAUAUCCGGUCAUGGCAUUGGACCCCAAUUUCUUGGCCACUUGACUGAAGAGGGCCGUGCUAUUGGGUUUCUGAUGGAAUACAUUACCGAUGCACGGCACGCAGUUGUCCAGGAUGUCGAGGCUUGCAGGAAGGUACUGUCACGGCUGCAUGGCUUAGGAGUCCGACAUGGGGACACAAAUCGAUUUAAUUUCCUCAUUCGCGAUUCCAAGGCCAUUCUGAUCGACUUUGACACAGCUCAAAAAUGUGACGACCCAGCUCGACUUCUGCAGGAGAUGGAAGAUGUGAGCGCGUGCCUGGAGGAUCUCAAUGCUAGAGGAGGCGGAGGCCUUCUCUGAAGGGUCCGUGUUGACACUAUCGCAUUCCUUUGAGUCGGAAGGUAGAUGGCUUUACUCGCAUCAAUCGGGAUGCCUCAUUUUUAUUAAGUUUCCAU
Aspergillus heteromorphus CBS 117.55 is the source of this 999-nucleotide messenger RNA. Its product is annotated as alpha-galactosidase A precursor. NCBI's taxonomy places the organism in Eukaryota, Fungi, Ascomycota, Eurotiomycetes, Eurotiales, Aspergillaceae. Bases 260 to 904 code for a protein of 214 amino acids. The record is from RefSeq and is a predicted model, not a curated record. The transcript has a single exon.